Penicillium canescens is the source of this 375-nucleotide messenger RNA. RefSeq lists its product as uncharacterized. Bases 1 to 375 code for a protein of 124 amino acids. The transcript is spliced from 2 exons. NCBI's taxonomy places the organism in Eukaryota, Fungi, Ascomycota, Eurotiomycetes, Eurotiales, Aspergillaceae. The record is from RefSeq and is a predicted model, not a curated record.
AUGAUAUCUGCAUCAGAUCGUCCCCUCAUCGGGGAACCGCUCAUCAUCCGCUGGUUGAAGUUCCCAGGCGACAUCCUCCAGGUCGCCAAUUAUCUCGUUGCUUACUAUACCAAUGCCGAGACUGACCUCCGCGCAUCUUGGCCGAUCCCUAACUGGCGUGUCGCGCCGGCGAUACCUGCUAUAGACAGUGGGGAAUUCGAGCUGAUCAUGGACAAGGCUGGAGUAUGGACGGGUCCGAUGUCCGACGACGAUGGCGAAUGGAUAUGUCCCCCUUUCUUCGUGCGCUUUCCUUCGGGCAAGAAAGCAGCUAAAACUCACAACCGAGAUGUUAUCGAGAAGUGUCGAGAAAGAGAUAACUACAAAUGUGUCCUUUAA